GUAUCGUCUUCCUCAACAACUCCGUGAUUAACUAGACUAUCUGUUAAAGGACAAACCUUUCAUCUUAAAGGACAAACCUUUUGAUCAUAUCUCUCUUACGAAGUGGUUGAUUGUUACCAUAAAUAAAUAAAAAGCUCUCUUAUCUCUCUCUCACUCUCUCUUUCAGAUUGAUUGUUUGGUGGGUUCGACGAAAGCUUUGAUCUUUUGCGUAAAUGGCUUCUCUUUUAGGCAGAUUCUGCCGGAAAAUGGUUGUUCCGGGCUCAGCUCACGGAGGAGCACGUUUGGUCUCUACGACGACGUCGUGUGAAUCAGAAACCGUGAAGUCGUUGAACCUAUACUCUGCUAUCAACCAAGCUCUUCACAUCGCCUUGGAAACCGAUCCUCGCUCUUAUGUAUUUGGGGAAGAUGUUGGGUUUGGUGGAGUCUUUCGCUGCACUACGGGUUUAGCUGAACGGUUCGGGAAAAACCGUGUCUUCAAUACUCCUCUUUGUGAGCAAGGCAUUGUUGGAUUUGGUAUUGGUCUAGCAGCAAUGGGAAACCGAGCAGUGGUAGAAAUUCAAUUUGCAGACUAUAUUUAUCCUGCUUUUGAUCAGAUUGUAAAUGAAGCUGCAAAGUUCAGAUACCGAAGUGGUAACCAAUUCAACUGUGGAGGACUUACAAUAAGAGCACCGUAUGGAGCGGUUGGUCAUGGUGGGCAUUACCAUUCACAAUCCCCUGAGGCUUUCUUCUGCCAUGUCCCUGGUAUCAAGGUUGUUAUCCCUCGGAGUCCACGAGAAGCAAAGGGGCUAUUGUUGUCUAGUAUCCGUGAUCCAAAUCCUGUUGUCUUCUUCGAACCAAAGUGGCUAUAUCGUCAAGCAGUAGAAGAAGUUCCAGAGCAUGACUAUAUGAUACCUUUAUCAGAAGCUGAGGUAAUUAGAGAAGGCAAUGACAUAACACUUGUUGGAUGGGGAGCUCAGCUUACCGUUAUGGAACAAGCUUGUCUGGAUGCUGAAAAGGAAGGAAUAUCAUGUGAACUAAUAGAUCUCAAGACUCUAUUGCCUUGGGACAAAGAAACAGUGGAGGCCUCGGUUAAAAAGACUGGCAGGCUUCUUAUAAGCCAUGAAGCUCCUGUGACAGGAGGUUUUGGAGCAGAGAUCUCUGCAACAAUCCUCGAACGUUGCUUCUUGAAGUUAGAAGCACCAGUAAGCAGAGUUUGUGGUCUGGACACUCCUUUCCCUCUUGUGUUUGAGCCAUUCUACAUGCCCACCAAGAACAAGGCAAGCUUCUUCUGUUCCUCAGUAUCUUCCCCAUCCAAAACACACACAUUCUCCUGCAGACACUAAUCAUGGAUUUUUCACGUUUGUUGCAGAUAUUGGACGCAAUCAAGUCGACUGUCAAUUACUAGGCAUUCAAUCUUCUUUUUAUGUAUUAUGGGGGAGCUGUUUUCUGUUGUAUGCUAAGUGUUUCUUUUAAUUUAUAACAAUUUGAUAUACCAAGAUUAUCAAAUUGACAUUAUUAUCAUUUGCACUUAACAAAACAAAUUUAAG
This is a messenger RNA of Eruca vesicaria subsp. sativa (arugula), 1526 nucleotides long. The record is from the annotation of a GenBank genome assembly. NCBI's taxonomy places the organism in Eukaryota, Viridiplantae, Streptophyta, Magnoliopsida, Brassicales, Brassicaceae.